Manihot esculenta (cassava) is the source of this 2711-nucleotide messenger RNA. Its product is annotated as 4-hydroxy-3-methylbut-2-en-1-yl diphosphate synthase (ferredoxin), chloroplastic. Gene Ontology annotation, molecular function: iron ion binding; 4-hydroxy-3-methylbut-2-en-1-yl diphosphate synthase activity (ferredoxin). The transcript has 20 exons. The record is from RefSeq and is a predicted model, not a curated record. Gene Ontology annotation, biological process: terpenoid biosynthetic process; isopentenyl diphosphate biosynthetic process, methylerythritol phosphate pathway. Gene Ontology annotation, cellular component: chloroplast. Bases 236 to 2458 code for a protein of 740 amino acids. NCBI's taxonomy places the organism in Eukaryota, Viridiplantae, Streptophyta, Magnoliopsida, Malpighiales, Euphorbiaceae.
UCUCUUUCUCUUCUCACUCGCCCUUUGUCUUCACCUAAUCACAUCCUUCAAAUACAAAUCCGCCUGAAAUUUGUUCUCCAGACACACGCCCGUCUCCCCUUUCUCAGUCUCCUUAUUACCACCACUAGUUCAUUUUCCGCUCCAGAUCCUUCCCCUUCACUAUCACCAAUCGCUCUCGUUUCACCUUUCAAUUCUGUUUGUUUCCAGGUAGGUGAGAGUGUGAUUCUUUUUGGAAAUGGCGACUGGAGCUGUACCGGCUUCGUUUACUGGUCUGAAGACCAGGGACUCCAGCUUAGGGUUUGCAAAGAGCAUGGAUUUUGUGAGAGUUUGUGAUUUGAAGAGGAUCAAGUCUGGCAGGAAAAAGAUUUCAGUGAUUCGGAACUCGAAUCCUGGUCCCGAGAUGGUUGAACUUCAGCCAGCGUCAGAAGGGAGCCCUUUGUUAGUUCCUAGACAAAAGUACUGUGAAUCUGUGCACAAGACUGUCAGGAGGAAAACACGAACCGUAAUGGUGGGAAAUGUGGCCCUUGGUAGUAAGCAUCCUAUCAGGGUUCAGACCAUGACUACAAGUGACACCAAGGAUGUCGCUGGGACAGUUGAACAGGUAAUGAGAAUAGCAGACAAGGGGGCAGAUUUGGUUCGGAUAACAGUUCAAGGGAAAAGAGAAGCAGAUGCUUGCUUUGAAAUAAAAAAUUCUCUGGUACAGAAAAAUUACAAUAUACCUCUGGUGGCAGAUAUUCAUUUUGCUCCAUCUGUUGCAUUGCGCGUAGCUGAAUGCUUUGACAAAAUUCGUGUCAAUCCAGGAAAUUUUGCUGAUAGGCGAGCUCAAUUUGAGAAGCUAGAGUACACGGAAGAGGACUAUCAAAAAGAACUGGAGCAUAUUGAGCAGGUUUUUACACCUCUGGUUGAAAAAUGUAAGAAGUAUGGGAGGGCAAUGCGCAUUGGGACAAACCAUGGGAGUCUUUCAGAUCGUAUAAUGAGCUACUAUGGAGAUUCACCUAGGGGAAUGGUUGAAUCUGCAUUUGAGUUCGCAAGAAUAUGCCGAAAGUUGGACUUCCAUAAUUUUGUGUUUUCAAUGAAAGCAAGCAACCCAGUCAUCAUGGUUCAGGCAUACCGUCUGCUUGUAGCAGAAAUGUAUGUUCAGGGCUGGGAUUAUCCAUUACACUUGGGUGUCACUGAAGCUGGAGAAGGAGAAGAUGGACGCAUGAAAUCUGCAAUUGGCAUUGGGACUCUUCUUCAGGAUGGUUUGGGUGAUACAAUCAGGGUAUCGCUUACAGAACCACCAGAGAAGGAGAUAGAUCCUUGCAGAAGGCUGGCCAACCUUGGCAUGAGAGCAUCUGCAGUUCAACAGGGAGUGGCACCAUUUGAAGAAAAGCACAGACACUAUUUUGAUUUCCAGCGCCGGUCUGGUCAAUUGCCAGUACAAAAGGAGGGUGAAGAGGUGGAUUAUAGAGGUGUCCUGCACCGUGAUGGUUCUGUUCUCAUGUCAGUUUCCUUGGAUCAAUUGAAGGAACCGGAACUCCUAUACAAGUCACUUGCAGCAAAGCUUGUUGUUGGAAUGCCUUUUAAGGACUUGGCAACAGUUGACUCAAUCCUAUUGAGGGAGCUUCCACCUGCUGAGGAUAAUGAUGCUCGGCUAGCACUAAAAAGACUGAUAGAUAUUAGCAUGGGAGUUAUUACUCCUUUGUCAGAGCAGCUGACAAAGCCAUUACCCAAUGCCAUGGUUCUUGUAAAUCUUAAGGAGUUAUCAACUGGUGCUCACAAGCUUUUGCCAGAAGGUACACGCUUAGUUGUGUCUGUACGGGGUGAUGAGCCCUAUGAAGAACUGGAAAUCCUGAAAGACAUAGAUGCUACAAUGGUUCUUCAUGAUCUACCAUUUACAGAAGAUAAAAUUGGUAGAGUACAUGCAGCAAGGAGGUUAUUUGAGUUUCUAUCAGACAAUGCUCUGAACUUCCCUGUAAUUCACCAUAUUCAAUUUCCAAAUGCAAUUCACAGGGAUGACUUGGUCAUUGGCGCUGGUACAAAUGCAGGGGCUCUUUUAGUAGAUGGCCUUGGAGAUGGUAUCCUGCUAGAAGCCCCAGACCAGGAAUUCGAUUUUCUGAGGAAUACCUCUUUUAACUUGCUGCAAGGUUGCAGAAUGAGAAAUACAAAGACGGAGUAUGUCUCAUGCCCAUCCUGUGGAAGAACUUUGUUUGACCUUCAAGAAAUAAGUGCAGAAAUUCGAGAAAAGACAUCUCACUUGCCUGGUGUCUCGAUCGCAAUUAUGGGUUGCAUUGUUAAUGGGCCAGGGGAGAUGGCUGAUGCAGAUUUUGGGUAUGUUGGUGGUUCUCCCGGAAAGAUCGACCUAUAUGUUGGGAAGACUGUGGUAAAGCGUGGAAUUGCAAUGGAGGAAGCCACCAAUGCAUUGAUCCAGCUAAUCAAAGACCAUGGCCGCUGGGUUGACCCUCCUGCAGAAGAGUAAUUAAAUCAAGUAAUUCUGAUUGGCAUAUAGAAAGCACAGGCAGUAAAAGAGGUUUCACAGUUAUAAUUCUAUUAUACAUAUGAUGCAAAUGCCGCAAGUUGAAAUCUUCCCAGAGCCUAAUUGCACCAUGUAGAAAUCUUUCAUUGUAUGUGAACUUUGGUGCCAUUAGAAUAUAAUAUUCAAUUGGCAUACAAAAUAACAUUGUAAUUCUCUCACCAAUAAGAAAUUCAUGAUUUUCUCAAUGUUACAUUUA